UUCUUCCGUUCUCUACAUAAAAAUAAAUAGUGUUCCUAAUUGUUAAUUUGUGUGAGAUAAAAUUAAUAUGGGUGAUAUUUUAAAAGAUAAUCGUUUUGCAAAAUAUUUAAAUGACCCUAAAUACCGUCAGAUACCUAAACAUGAAAGGAAAGUUAAAAUUGAUAAGCGAUUUCAGUCCAUGUUUAGUGAUGAUAAAUUUAAAGUUAAAUACACUGUGGAUAAACGGGGAAGACCUAUCAACGACACGUCUACUGAGAAUUUGCGUAAAUAUUACGACUUAGAUGAAACAGGAAGUUCGGAUAGUGAUUCGGAGUCUGCGGAAGAAGAUACUGAGGGUAAACAAAACGAAGGAAGAUUUGUUAGGAGACCUGCUGUUGAAGAAAAUGAUAAAACAAUUGAAACAUUCAAGAAUGAUAAAUUAGUUGGUGGAAAGUUAGAUAAAAAGACAAAAAAUAGAUUGCUAGAUCUUGAAAUUGAUUAUGCUCGUGGGGAAGGGGUGCUACUUACUGAUAGUUCAAGUGAUGAAGAGAGUACUGAAGUAGAAGAGGAUAGUGAGGUGGAACAUGAAUGGGGAGAGCUGGAUGCAGAUGCUGACACAACAGAUGAGUCGACAAAGAGAUUAGCAAUUUGUAAUAUGGACUGGGAUAAUAUAAAAGCUUCAGACCUCAUGGUGCUAUUAAGUUCAUUUCUUCCGGCUGGUGGCAUCAUUCACAGUGUUACAGUAUAUCCGUCGGAGUAUGGACUAAAAAGGAUGCAAGAGGAAGAAGUCCGUGGCCCCAUUGAGCUGACUGAGAACACAAAGAUUGAUGAUGGUUUGUCUGACGAUGGUGGUAAUGAAGAAGGUUCAUCAUACCACAUGGAGAAGUUGCGUCGAUACCAGCUCAAUAGGCUGAAGUAUUACUACGCUGUGGUUGAGUGUGACUCUGUGUCAACGGCCGAUAAGCUGUACCACGAGUGUGACGGUAUCGAGUACGAAAGCAGCGCCACGCGGCUCGAUUGUAGAUUUAUACCCGAUGACGUGCAGUUUGAUCAGGAACCACGAGAAGUCUGCACAAAAUUACCAGACCUAACAAAAUAUAAGCCACGCUUGUUUACUACAACAGCGUUACAGCAAGCAAAAGUUGACCUCACAUGGGACUCUACCAAUCCCAACAGAACAGAGGUCAUUAAGGGUGCUCUUGAUGGGAAGAUUGAUGAUUUGGACCUUAAGGAAUACCUGGCUUCUAGCAGUGAAGAUGAAUGCAGUGAAAAGGAUGAAGUUGAAGAACAACCUGAAGAUGAAAAUGAUGACCCUAUUCAAAAAUAUAAAAUGCUUUUAGAAGAUAUUGAGAAAAAGGAAGAAAAAAAACAGAACAAAGAUAUGGAAAUGGAAAUCACAUGGGGUUUGGGUAUUAAAGAUAAAGCAGAAGAGUUGGUAAAAAAGAAAAUGAGUAAAGAGAACGAAACCGCUACACCAUUUGAGAAAUUGUUGCAAAAGAGAAAGGAGAAGAAAAAGUUGCGAAAAUUACAACAAAAACUUCAAGAAAAGGUUGAUAGUUCAGAAGAUAAUUCGGAGAAUGAUAACUCUGAUGACGUACCUUCUGACGUGGAUCUUAAUGAUCCAUACUUUGCAGAAGAAUUUAAUAAACCAGAGUUUAAGACAAAAGCAAAAAAUAAAAAACAUAAGGACCAAAAUGAUAGUAACUCAGAAGACGAGAGAAAUAAAGCUGAGUUGGAACUAUUGCUAGACGAAGAUGAUGGCAAACAACAUUUUAGUCUGAAAAAGAUCCAAGAAGCGGAGAAUGGGUCAAAGAAAUCAAAACGAAGGAAAAAAUUGAAAGAAAAAAUGAAAGAACAAAAAGAGACUGUACAAGAUUUCGAAAUAAAUUUGAAUGAUAAUAGAUUUUCAGCUUUGUACGAGUCACAUCUGUACAAUAUUGAUCCAACAGAUCCCAAUUUCAAGAAAACUAAAAACAUGGAAAAGCUUAUUCAGGAGAAGUUAAAACGGAGACCUGCAGACACACUAAAUCUAACUGUUCCUAAGAAAUCAAAACAGGAUGCUGAAAUAGAUUUACUAGUUAAAAAUAUUAAGAGGAAAACUAAAGAUGUUUCAAUAAAGAAAUGAUUAUGUAUAAUAA
Molecule: messenger RNA, 2117 nt
Organism: Leptidea sinapis
Lineage: Eukaryota; Metazoa; Arthropoda; Insecta; Lepidoptera; Pieridae
Product: ESF1 homolog
Exons: 8
Coding region: 68-2104 (678 amino acids)
Biological process (GO): rRNA processing
Cellular component (GO): nucleus
Molecular function (GO): RNA binding
Source: RefSeq, a predicted model, not a curated record